AUGGAAAAUGAACAGUUUGUGAAGAUUUCCAAGGCUCAGACGGAGUAUAUUAGUAAGCAGUUUAUUCUAUUAUUCAAAGGAUUGUGUGAGAUUAAUCCUAAAUUCGGAGAUUCAGACGGAAAAGAGUCAGCGGAAUUGUAUGAUAAAUUACAAUCGCUAUUCGAAGAAGUCAAGAUUCUAGCAUUCGUUGCAGCUAUUCCGGAAGAAAUGAAAGAUAUGCGAGAGAUUAGUCGUAAAUUCGUGGAGCGUUAUUCGAGGCCAGACGAGUGUAGUCUGAUGAUUCUAUUAGAAGAAUGUUGCGAAAGAACCUGA
This is a messenger RNA of Meloidogyne enterolobii, 312 nucleotides long. Lineage: Eukaryota; Metazoa; Nematoda; Chromadorea; Rhabditida; Meloidogynidae. The record is from the annotation of a GenBank genome assembly.